Molecule: messenger RNA, 768 nt
Organism: Patiria miniata (bat star)
Lineage: Eukaryota; Metazoa; Echinodermata; Asteroidea; Valvatida; Asterinidae
Product: alpha-N-acetylgalactosaminide alpha-2,6-sialyltransferase 6-like
Exons: 3
Coding region: 1-768 (255 amino acids)
Biological process (GO): ganglioside biosynthetic process
Molecular function (GO): alpha-N-acetylgalactosaminide alpha-2,6-sialyltransferase activity
Source: RefSeq, a predicted model, not a curated record
AUGAAGCCUCUUCUACUCUAUGUCACAGCGUUAGUAGUGGCGAUUGUGUGCUUCGUGCUAUAUGCUAUAAUUUCCCCUAUAGUAAAAAUAUCGUACACACCUCUUCCCUACGACAUAAUCUCAACAAGGGAACAUCAGAAGGCUAACACAACUCAGGAUAAUGGUACACAUGGUGCCAUAAUCCAACGGCAGAGGGCGCCUUCUCAUUCUGUGACACCACCGUCACUACAUGGCAUCCUUCAUUUCUACACGUCUUUGCUAAACGACCGGCCAAUGACUUUCAGAUGCUCUUCGUGUGCUCUGGUCUCCAGUUCAGGAUUUCUAAUCGGCAAGGGGGCUGGCAAAGAGAUAGACCGCAAACACUGCGUCAUCAGGAUGAAUCUUGCCCCGGUCAAAGGUCACGGUCGCGACGUAGGCACGCGGACGACCGCACGGGUCAUGAACUUCAUUGCGGCCCCCUUAGCUAACCGAAUCCCACUACCAGACGAGGCCAUCUUCAUCUGGGGGUUAUAUUUAGAUGACAGGCCAGGUCUUUACAGGAGGAAAGUUGAAGAGAUGUCCAAAAGAGUUGGACGACGAACGACUAUUGUUUAUCUGACGUUAGAGGGCGAGCGCUAUACUUCAUCACUGUUUGCAUUUGAAACUGGGCGAUCUUUAGAAAAGACCAAAUCCAGGCCGUCCACGGGAUGGUAUACACUGAUGGUUGCAGCCGACUUGUGUAGAGAGAUUCAUGUUUAUGGGAUGGUUCCACAUGAUUAUUGUUCGUAA